UUUCCAAUUAAAAAAAAAAACACACACACACACACGAACCAAAAACAAAGCAAUUUCCAGAAUAAGAAUCUAUCUCUACUUGAAAUAUAUUUGGUCAAGUUGGAACAUAUUAAAAAAAAAUAUCUCUUCUUUGUGUUUCUUCCUUUUAUUUUUUUCGAUAGAAAAUCGCGAUGGCAGAAGAAUUUCAGCUAGGUAGAGGAAAUUGGUGGGAAUCAUCAACUUCAGCUUCAUCAACAACAACAUCAUCGUCUAGAAAUAAGUUUAUCGAUAGCGGAAUUUCAUCAUGUACAAUGCCUUCAGCAUCGAGUACAACCGGUCUAAGCAGCAUGGCGAGUAACUUUGUUAAUUGGCCGACAGAAAUUCAUGAGGAUAUUAAAGUUAGAUCCGAAAAUAGUUCUAUGGUUUUUUCGGGAACUGAUUCCCAUAAACGUUACACCUCCGAAUCCUCUGUUGGCGGUGGAGGAGGAGGAGGUGGAGGCAUGGGGCAAGGCGUUUUAUCUGUUGAUGAUCCUAAUUUACAAAUGAUGGGGUUAGGUUUAUCUUCUCAAGGACUUGAUUGGAAUCAACCUUUCUUUCGGAGUGAAAAAUCGGGGAGUGGUUUUCGUUCGUUAAUUCAAGAAGGGUUGAGUUCAAAUGCAAAUUAUCAACAAGAAGGAAUAUGUCAUGAACAAGAUCAUAAUAAUUGGAGUACGCAAAAAAUAUAUCAUGGGAAUUCUGAUGAUUCUUCAGUAAAUGAUUAUAAUAAACAAUUAUUUAGUGGUCAUAAUAAUAAUCUUGAAAAUUCAGCAGUACCUUAUGGAAGUCCAUCAAAUAUGUUACAAGGGUUAUUAAUUUCUGACCUUAAUAGUCAACAACAAGAAUCAAAUAAUUUUUCAAGUGUUAGUAGAUCUUUAUAUUAUAAUCCUUCAUAUAAUAACCAACCAAAUUGUGAUGUCAAUAUUCCUACUUCAUCUUCAUCUUCUUCUUGGUCUAAAUUUCCUCAAUUUCUCCGAACAUCGGAUCCUUCAAAAGUAGUACAACAAUGGUCACUGUCACAGUCGCCACCACUAUCUCAUAGCCAGUUGUCACAUUUCUCUGGUGGCACGCCUUUUUGGAAUGCCACAUCAGCAGCCGCGGAGGACGUCCGAUCGGGUUUCGUCCCUCAGCUCCCCACUAACCCAACGGUUGAUGAGAAACCAAAGCAUACAGGUGAAGUUAGGAAUAUAAGCACAAUAACAAAGAAAAGUAGCAGUGAAACAUCAAAUAAGAGACCAAGGAAUGAAGCACCAUCUCCAUUGCCAGCUUUUAAGGUGAGGAAAGAGAAAAUGGGAGACAGAAUCACUGCACUUCAACAAUUAGUCUCACCUUUUGGAAAGACUGAUACAGCUUCUGUGCUAUCGGAAGCAAUCGAGUAUAUAAAGUUCCUCCAUGACCAAGUUAAUGUAUUAAGCACCCCAUACAUGAAAAGUGGAGCUUCCAUACAACAUCAACAGAGUACUGGUGAUAAAUCCAAUGUAAAUCCAGAAGGAGGAAAACAAGAUCUUAGAAGUCGAGGAUUAUGCUUGGUCCCAGUGUCUAGUACCUUUCCAGUAACUCAUGAAACAGCAGUUGAUUUUUGGACUCCCACCUUUGGAGGAACAUUCAGAUAAUCAAUGACAAAGCAUAUUAUAGUUGUACGAGUUUAAGUUAUAUACAUCGUCAGUAUAAAGAAUUUUUUAUACUAUCAGGUCAUUUUUAUUUAUUAUAGCAGAUAAUUUGUCUUGUUUUUUUCAAGAUUACAAAUGUAAGGACGUACGCUUACCAUGUAGGUAUGUUUUGAAUCAUGACCUGAUAGUGUAAAUGAUUCGUUAUGUAUACUGACGAUGUAUAAAACUUAAAUUUUUUUGUUAUCAAACCCUAGAAAAGUGGGGGAUGAAAUGAAUAAAGAGGGCAAAAAAGAAAUUAUUUAGUAUUAUUCCAGGUCCAUAGCAGGCUGAUGAUGAUGGAAAAAAGAAAAAGAAAGAAAAAAGAAUGAUAAAAGAGAGGGAAAAAGAAAGGACCAGCUCAGGCAAAAUGAUGCAACUUUGGCCAAUAUUUUUGGACCACUAUGUCUAUAUGUGAGUAUGCAGGAGUAUACUGUGGUGCAGUGGUGGGACUGCUUCGUCUUUAAUCAGAGAUCUCGGAUUCGAGCCUUGAUAUGGAGAAACUCUUGUUGGGAACGCCAUCCCCGAAUUGGCCCUGCAGUGCACGAUUCGAAUUUAGUUAAACUCUAAUACGGAUUUUGAACACUAGAUGGGAAACAAAAAAACGUUAGAGGUAUGAAAAAAGAUUAUUAUUAUUAUUAUUGGCCUAAUAAUGCUAGUUAUUUGUUUACAAAAAGGAAUUUUGUUUGUAGCAAAUUUUAGUUGAAAUGAGGGAUAAAAGGAGCUUUUAAAACUAGCUGUUUGUAUCUAUUAUUUGUGUAUAUAGCUGGCACUAGUUUACUUUAAUUUAAAACAAAAGAAAUGAGAGGAAUAAUUGAAGUUCCAAUGUGAAAGAU
Molecule: messenger RNA, 2497 nt
Organism: Solanum tuberosum (potato)
Lineage: Eukaryota; Viridiplantae; Streptophyta; Magnoliopsida; Solanales; Solanaceae
Product: transcription factor bHLH123-like
Exons: 7
Coding region: 171-1628 (485 amino acids)
Biological process (GO): regulation of transcription by RNA polymerase II
Cellular component (GO): nucleus
Molecular function (GO): RNA polymerase II cis-regulatory region sequence-specific DNA binding; protein dimerization activity; DNA-binding transcription factor activity, RNA polymerase II-specific
Source: RefSeq, a predicted model, not a curated record